UCAGCUGUCAUCGUAAGUACUCGGUCCCUUAGUUAAACAUAAUGCAGAGCGAUUAUGAAGAGACAGAAGCACUUUGUUUUUCUAGCAGUUUUAUUGUGUGACUUUAUUUGUAUGCCUUUCACAGAUGGAGUAUGCAAUCGAGAUCCGUUCAGAUGUUGUGUAAACCACUAUCAAGUCAACUUGACCUGUGUUCAAUGCCCACUUGGAACUUAUGGUAUUAAUUGUUCAGAAAAUUGUCCAGAGAAUUAUUAUGGCAAGAAUUGUGCGAAGAAAUGCAAUUGUAGCGAUAGUCACAUUUGUGAUAUCGUAAAUGGAUGUACGCUAGUGAAUACAGUGUCAGAUUAUGGACUGGAAAUGGAUCCUGAUGAUGAUGAUGAUGGUAUACAACCAGGUGUGUUGGCCUCGGUGAUGAUUUCUUUAAUUGUCUGUUUGACAAGCAUAAUCGCUGUUUCUGUUUUCCUUUAUAAAAGAAGAAAUAUCUUCAGGAUAAAUAAUAAACACACAAGCAGACAACUGGCGAAGCCGUAUGUCAUUAAAGAUCUAACUACUUUAAAUGACAGCCCUAAUGAAAAGGACGAUGCAAUGUAUUCAGAAGUUAUAAGAGAUAUAAAUAAGAAACAACAUCAAAGUCAUCAGCACAACCAAGGAACUGUUUCUACCGGCAACAUUUAUAGUACCCAUAUCAUUCUAGAUUCUGCGUAUGACAAACUUCAAUUUCAUCCAACAACAGAGACAAUAUUGAGAGAAAAUGAACUUUAUGGUGCAAACAUUUGAAAAAUUAAUAAAUUAAAAAAAAUAUAUGUUU
Molecule: messenger RNA, 805 nt
Organism: Saccostrea cuccullata (small rock oyster)
Lineage: Eukaryota; Metazoa; Mollusca; Bivalvia; Ostreida; Ostreidae
Product: protein draper-like
Exons: 5
Coding region: 55-774 (239 amino acids)
Source: RefSeq, a predicted model, not a curated record